Parasteatoda tepidariorum (common house spider) is the source of this 2737-nucleotide messenger RNA. RefSeq names its product protein O-mannosyl-transferase Tmtc3. NCBI's taxonomy places the organism in Eukaryota, Metazoa, Arthropoda, Arachnida, Araneae, Theridiidae. The record is from RefSeq and is a predicted model, not a curated record. Gene Ontology annotation, biological process: protein O-linked glycosylation via mannose. Gene Ontology annotation, molecular function: mannosyltransferase activity; protein binding. Gene Ontology annotation, cellular component: endoplasmic reticulum.
UUUCCUUUGCUACAUCAACAGCUUGAACUGUGGCUUAGUUUUUGAUGAUCGGCCAGCAAUCAUUGAAAACAUGGAUCUUCGUCCAAAAGCACCUUGGUUGAAUAUUUUCCUGAAUGACUUUUGGGGUACUCCUAUGAAAAAAGAAGAGAGCCAUAAAUCAUAUCGUCCUCUUUGUGUGCUGACAUUUCGAAUGAAUUAUUUAAUCCAUGAGUUGCAGCCCUUUGGAUAUCAUCUGGUUAAUGUAAUCCUUCACGUCAUUGUUUGCCUUCUGUACCACAGAUUUUGUCGUCAAUUAUUAUCAAAAACUACAAGCAUUGUCGCUGCAAUGCUCUUUGCUGUGCAUCCAAUACAUUCUGAAGCAGUUACUGGUGUGGUAGGAAGGGCUGAACUGCUUUCAUCAAUAUUCGUACUUUUGGCUUUCCAUUUUUAUAUCAAAUCCAGACGUCAGAACAAUGAUUACAGAGCUCUGCUGCAUUUUAUUUUGUGCUUAGGGUUAGCCAUGCUCAGUAAAGAACAAGGUAUAACAAUAGUCGCUGUUUGUGCUACUUAUGACAUAUUAUUAGUUCAAGAGAACUCCCCUCUACCGCUGAUACCCGAGAAAGCACCGAGAGGCAAAAUUAAAGGACCCACUCCCACAUGGAGAAAAGACUUAGUUCUACGACUGUUGGUUGUUGCAGUCAGUACAAUAGCUCUUUUAAUUUUUAGAAUGAAAUUAAUGGGAGAUAGACUUCCUGUUUUUAACAAAUUUGACAAUCCCGCAGCAGCGGAAUCAUGGCCUUCUCGUCAUUUAACUUAUCAUUAUCUUGCUUUAUUGAACACCUGGCUGCUAAUUUUCCCAAUAGAUCUCUGCUGUGAUUGGACGAUGGGAACAGUGCCAAUAAUUCAUUCAUUCGCUGACAAAAGAGUAGUUUUUACUCUUAUUUUUUAUGCUGUGAUAUGUAAAUUAGUAUGGACAAAUUACUAUUCAAGAAAUAGAAUAUCAGUUACGAUUUUAAUGGUUCUCUCGAUGUGCGUGUUUCCUUUUGUGCCGGCUUCGAAUCUUUUUUAUUCCGUAGGUUUUGUAAUAGCAGAAAGAAUUCUCUACAUUCCAAGUAUGGGAUACUGUUUCCUUGUAGCUCAUGGAUGGUACAAACUCUGCUUCUUUUACAAAAAGCGCGAAACUCUUUUGCGUGCCUGCAUCGUGAUUCUUCUGUGCCUUAAUGCCACCAGAACUGUGUUCAGAAACUUCGAUUGGAAAGAUGAAGAGACUCUGUUCGAAUCAGGAUUGCGUUUCACAAAAGCGAACGCCAAACUUUAUAACAAUUUGGGUCACGUGAUGGAAACUAAAGGAAAGCACGCAGAGGCAUUAGAAUUGUUUCUACAAGCAGUGAAAGUUCAACCUGAUGAUCUAGGAUCUCAUUUGAAUGUGGGAAGGAUGUAUAAUACUUUGGGAAUGAUACAGAAAGCAGAAGAAGCUUUCUGGCAGGCUAAGAACUUGUUGCCAAAGAAACGUCCCGGUCAGAAGUAUCAGACCCAUAUUGUUCCACGUCAUAUGGAUUUGUUCUUGAACUUAGGAAAUCUUCUCUCCCAAAACCUCUCUCGACUAGAAGAAGCUCAAGAGCUUUACAAAGAAGCAAUCAGCAUGAAGAAUGAUUAUGUUGAUGCAUACAUGCAAAGGGCAAGCAUUCUUUUGCGAUUGAAUCGGUCACAAGAGGCUCAUGAUAUGUACAAAGAAGCGAUGAAACACGACCAACAAAAUCCUGACUUAUUUUACAACAUGGGAGUUUUACUUUUAGAACAAGGUAAAUCCCUCCAAGCAUUAGCUCGCUUUGAUCAAGCCUUACAAGUUGAUCCAGAACAUGAAAAAUCCCUUUUAAACUACGCCAUACUGAGUCAAGAUUCAGGAGAUUCGAACCUACGCAGACUUGCUCAUGAAAGAUUGCAGGUGCUUCUGGAUAAAGGACAACAACCGGAAAGAACCUAUUUCAAUAUGGGUAUGCUGGCUAUGCAGGAUAGAGAUAUAUCAAAAGCUGAACAUUAUUUUAGGAAAACUCUGCAGUUGAAAGCCAACUUUGACGCUGCUCUUUUCAAUCUUGCUCUCGUUCUUUAUGAAACAAAUCGUCCUCUUGAAGCUCUGCCAUUUUUACAGAAACUAAACCAGAAGCAUCUGAAAGGUUUAGUGCUGCUCGGUAACAUCUAUUUUAACCAUAUGAACAACUAUACAGCUGCCAAACAGUGCUAUGAAUCGAUAUUGCAACAAGAUCCCUACCAUGUACCAGCCAUGCACAAUCUGUGUGCUGUCCAUUACCAAUUAAAGGAGCUUGAAGCAGCUGAACUAUGUUUGCUACGUGCGACAACAAUAGCGCCAAAAGAGUCCUACAUUCAACACCAUUUAGAACUAGUCAGAGAACAUCGGAAGAAAACAACUCACAAAAACACUCAAAAGCCAAGUUCUACUGUGGCCUACUGCAACAAACCAGACGAUGAUUGCAACUCAGUCACCCCAAAUAAUAGUUCUAAUUUACCAUAUUCCCCCAAAAAGGACAAAGUUUUAAAAAAAGAGGAUAAUAAAGAUUUCAAAUUGUAAAUUUUUUACAAGAAAAUUAAAUAAAUGUCAAAGCUCUUAAUAAAUUAAAUGUGCGUAUUUAAAAUUUUAUACUUGUAAAUUGUAUUUGUUCUGUUUUUGUAAGAAUCGUAAUAAAAAUAUGAGGCAAUGUAUCGAGUGAUCAAAUUAAACAAAUAAAUAAGAGUUUAUAGC